GAGGAAAUGAGUCAUACGUAGAGUGCGAAUGCCAUCGAAAAACAGUAAAUAAACAAAAAAAUCCCUAAAUUUAUGCGAAAAACCAUUUAAUAAUAGUUUAAUUUAAACGCACUUUCAAUGCGAUUAUCAUAUGUUUUAUGGUUUAUCACCACUUAAUGUACACUUAAUUAUAAGCUAUUCAUACGUUAACUAAUGGCAAUGGUCUUUGAGGCGCCCUUUGACUAUCAGUUCCGGCUAAUACUGAUCGGCGACUCGACGGUCGGCAAGUCGACGCUCCUCCGGGUGUUCACCGAUAGCUCGUUCACCACAUGGAGUGACCCGACAGUCGGUGUGGACUUCUUCGCCAAAAUCAUAACUAUACGCAACGGAAGGGUACGAAUCAAACUCCAGUUGUGGGACACCGCCGGACAAGAGAAGUUCAGAUCCAUAACCCGGUCCUACUAUCGCAACAGUGUCGGCGCACUCCUACUGUACGACAUGACCCGGCGGCACACGUUUGACCACCUCGUGGACUGGCUGUUUGAGGCGCGGCGGCACAUAGAGCCCAACCGCGCCGUCUAUCAGAUCGUGUCGUGUAAGUCGGAUAUGUUGGACGACCGGGAGGUGACCGGCGAGGAGGGGAAAGCCUUCGCCGACUUCUAUCGCAUUAACUUCAUCGAGACCUCCGCGAAGGACAGGUAUAACGUGGACGAGGCGUUCCGGUCGAUAGCCGAGGAGAUCUACGAUAAGGUGGAGUCCGGGGUGUUUGAGGUGGAGGAGGGCUGGGAUGGCAUCAAAAAGGGCGGUACUAUCGACGCGAACGGCAUUAAUGUAGGCGCCGAUGAGGCGAAUAACAAUCGCGGUCUCGAUAGGUCCGGGGUAUCGGACAGCGGGUCCAUAUUUAUCCAGCAUCCAUUCCCUCAUCCCGUAAUCCCGGUGCUCAUCCUUGACCUAAAUUCUCGCCUCACGUACAGUCCUCACUAUUACCAAUAA
Molecule: messenger RNA, 972 nt
Organism: Oppiella nova
Lineage: Eukaryota; Metazoa; Arthropoda; Arachnida; Sarcoptiformes; Oppiidae
Source: the annotation of a GenBank genome assembly